Molecule: messenger RNA, 1023 nt
Organism: Cuscuta epithymum
Lineage: Eukaryota; Viridiplantae; Streptophyta; Magnoliopsida; Solanales; Convolvulaceae
Source: the annotation of a GenBank genome assembly
CAACAUGUUAAGUGUGCCCAUAACAUUUGAUAUGAUUGUCUUGACAGGGUUGUACUUGUAAUGGACGGGAGAAGCAGGACAGGCCAGGUGGUAGAUCUGAUCAACCUCGAGCAAAAUGGGCUCCACAACAUCAUGGCGAAUGAGCUCAAACCUGGGAUUUCCGAAAUGGUGCAUCACGUUCUCCUUCCUCCCGGUGAAGAAAUUAUCAAUGACGAUCACGUCGUCACCUCUCUUAAUCAGCUUAUCGACCAAAUGGCUGCCCACGAAUCCAGCUCCGCCUGUGACCACAAUCCGCAUCCUCCUCCUCCCAAUCCCUACAGGAACCCUGCCGAUCCCGGCGCCAUUCAUGCUACCUACCCUGAAAGGGGUAUAAGAAGAAACUGCUUCCCUUUCAGAGAUAUGAAAAGGGUGCGAUCUGGGCACCUUAGGAGUGGAGCUGAGAUGGGAAAGGCUCGGUUGUAUGAUGAAGAAAGUGGAGCCAAUGAGGAUACCAACGAGGAUGAACAAAAGCCGCUGUUCUCUUAGGAGAUAGUUGAUGGAUCUGGGAAGAGAUCUUGGGUGUUUGAGGGUUUUGGGGGAGUAUGGCGGGGUGCUCUGCGCUGUUUCUUCAUCUCUUCUGUGAUUCACGCUCCCCUGUUUAUGCAAUUUCAUGGCGAUUCUAUCUCCUCCUUAGAUCUUUUGAUAACACUCCGUACUUUUUUUUUAUUUUUUCAGGUGGAAAUGGAGAUUCGAAUGAAUUGUCCUAACACUGAUAUGCAAAUCGAUCGUCCAUUUAUAUUGAAAGAAGAAGAAGAAAAAGAAACAUUAAGAACUUCUCUUCUAGUUCUUUCAAAAAAAAAAAAAAAAAAAAAAAAAAAAAACUUCUCUUCUAGUUUAUGCAGUCCGGACAGAGAGAUGAAAUUUGAUCAAAUGGAGUUGGCAUGGGCCGGUAUGGUUUGGUCCAUGUAUUCUAAAAAAUCCUACGAAGUACAGUAUAAAGUUUGUACCAAACUAGGGAGUAUUGAUAAGUCCAGCAUGUUCAGG